Molecule: messenger RNA, 1402 nt
Organism: Capsicum annuum
Lineage: Eukaryota; Viridiplantae; Streptophyta; Magnoliopsida; Solanales; Solanaceae
Exons: 1
Coding region: 64-1107 (347 amino acids)
Biological process (GO): protein localization to plasma membrane; phosphatidylinositol phosphate biosynthetic process
Cellular component (GO): plasma membrane
Source: RefSeq, a predicted model, not a curated record
UAAUCUCCUUAAUUACCUUCAUUCAACACUUCCCCUUCAACAUUUUUCUCUCAACCCCCUCCAAUGUCCGGCGAUAUCGCCACCACCUCCACCACCCCUUCCGCCGUCGCCACGGCUAUCACCGGUGACGAAGAAACACAUUCCACCUCCAUCACCACCACCACCUCGACAAACAAACCACAUAUAACAUGGUCAGACUCAUACACAAAAGCACAAAAAGCCAUCCAAUCCUUAACCUCCAUUCUCCCAUCCAUUCCUCCUUCCCUUUCUUCAUCCGAAACCCCCGCCUCUUGCCUCCUCCGCGACGCCGAAACAGCAGCACAAAUCUCUAACCUACUCCGUCAACCUGACUCUGGUGCAGGAGAUGACAACAUCUGUCGAUGGCUUUACGAUACGUUCCAGUACUCAGAACCUGAACUUCAUAUCGUUGUCCUCCGUUUCCUCCCUGUUAUCGCGGGAGUUUAUCUAUCCCGCGUUAACCUACAUAAGCCAUUAGCAGGAUUCGAAGCCGUUUUACUAGCAUUAUAUGGAUACGAAACAUCCGUACGUAACAGUCAGUCCGUUACGGUAAACAUCCCUGAUCUAUCACACUCGAGUAUAUAUCACGAGACGAAUAAAGCACCUAAAAACUCAGCUACCGAGUUAAAUUUGGCAGUUAUAUCACCAAGCUUGGAGCCCUAUGGUAUUGUACGUUCAACGAAACGUGCACGUAUCGUUGGUGUUGCAUUGGAGUUGUAUUACAGUAAGUUAACUCAGAUUCCGGUUGAGUCCAAAAUUGAGUUCUGCGAGUUUUGCAAGAUUUGGUCGUCAGGACAUGGUGAAAGUAGCGGAAAUGAGGCGAAAAAGAGUAUUUAUAUGCCAUGGGAGUUGUUGCAACCUGUGUUGAGGAUAUUGGGACAUUGUUUGAUGGGGUAUAAAAGGGAUGAGAAAUUGUAUCAAAGUGCAAUUGGUGCAAUUGGAUGUUUGUAUGAAAGAGCUUUGCAUGAUUUGAAUACGAAAGCGAUGCUGGCUACUGGGAGUCUUCUUCAGCUUGUGAAAUUGGGGGCGGAAUCCGAUGAAGUUGAUUAUACAGAGAUUAAUAUUGAGUCUAAUACCAUUAACCUUUGAAAGGAGUUGUUACUGUUCUAUUUAUUCUUUUCAUGCAGCAGAUGUUUGUGUUUUUUUAAAAGUUUUUAGUUCAGACUAUUCAGGAUUUGUGCAUUGUAGCCCCUAGAGGAUAUUUUUUUUUAUAUCCAAGUAUCGGAUCAAGCCCUUUGAUUAAGGAUGGAGGAAUCAGAAUCAUUCCAUCACAUCGCAUGUUUUAUUUCUGAACUUAUUGUCUUUCGGGUAAGGUCCAAACAUAUGUAUACAAUUUGGAAUUGUUCGAUGUUAUUUUUGAUCGAAAAAACUAAAUUUAUUCCAA